AGAACAACAACAGUGUGACAUCCAGCGGAAGUAAACAACACAAGCGCUAGUAGCGUUAGCUGCAUUCAUUUAUUGAAUCGGCUGGAAGACGAUAUUGUACUCGUAGCGCAGCUAAUUAUUUCAUUUGUAUUUAAACAGCAAUGUCUUCAGUCGAGUAUUUGAGGGAGUUUGUCAACGAGCGACUAACUGCUGCUGCUGAAGAAAUAUUCGGAGUUUUUAAAAAAACUAUCGUCGGGUACGAGGAAGAAAUCGAUCGUCAGCGGAGACUGCUGGAUAUCGUUUGGAAACCUGCAAUAAAGUUAAGCAGGAUAGAGCUCCCACAGCAACAUGUCUGUACGGAGGAGGAGGUUCUGGCUGACCAGCAGCUCUGUAUUCAGGAGAGGAACUCCAGUCUGGACCAAGAGGACCCAGAGCCUCCACAGAUUAAAGAAGAACAGGAGGAACUCUGCAUCAAUCAGGAGGGAGAGCAGCUUGUACUGAAGCAGGAGACUGAUGCCUUUAUGUUGGCUCCUACUUAUGAGGAAAGUGACCACAGUGAACCAGAACCAAACAGGGACCAGCAGCUCGUCUCUCACAACUUUCAUGUAGCUGAGAGCCAAGAUCAGAAAGGAGGCAAGCAUGGAGACUCAGGAUCAACUAGAGAUCCAGAAUCAAAUAAUCAACAUCACAAAAGUGAAAGUCACAGUAACAAUGUAUACAAUCCUACCAUGUUAAACAUACACCACCCGACUGAAACAGGUAAAAAGUUAUUAAAAUGUGAUACUUGUGGAAAAGAUUUUCAGUAUAAGUCAACAUUGCAGAGACAUGUGAGAACCCACACAGGUGAGAAGCCAUAUUCUUGCAGUUUCUGUGGAAAAAGAUUCAGUAAGACAUCAGAAUUGAAGGCUCAUACAAGAAUCCACACAGGUGAGAAGCCAUAUUCAUGCAAAAUAUGUGGGAAAGAUUUCAGACUUAGAGAUGUCUUCAAAGUCCACAUGAGAACGCACACAGGUGAGAAGCCGUACGUUUGCCAGACCUGCGGGAAAAGAUUCAUUGACAUUUCAGCAUUGAAAAGACACAUGAGAAUCCACACAGGUGAGAAGCCAUAUUCUUGCGAAACAUGUGGGAAAGAUUUCAGAUUUAGGUGUGCCUUGACAGUCCACAUGAGAAGAGCCCACACAGGUGAGAAGCCGUACCUUUGCAAGAUCUGCGGGAAAAGAUACGUUGAUGCGUCUCAUUUGGCAAAGCAUAUAAGAUCACAUACAGGCAAGUAGCCUUAGAUCUGCAAAAUAUGUCUUGUGUGGUCAAAACACACAAGAACUCAAGGAAGUGAGGAGCCACGUAAUUGCAACACUUGUGGGAAAAGUUUUACUCAAGUCACAUACUUGAAAAAACACCUGAGGAUCAAUAUACACAGGAGAAACCAUCGAGCUGAAACUCCUGUGGAGACGUGUUCACCUACUGAAUGAAAUACACUUUUGCAAUAGCCCCAUCUCUGUAAUUCUGUAAUUUAAUGUAUACAAUUUCUCAUUGAGGUGUCUUAGUGUAAUUAAGUAGUACAUUGUCAACACUGCCAUCAAGUUUUGUUAAACUAACCUUCAUAUGACUAUUAGUAUUCUGUUAGAAACAGUAUUUCUCUGAAACAAUCGUAAUCCGACAAAUUGAGGAAAAUGUUAGUUUCAGUGAGUACACAGUAGUGGCUGUUAAAGUAGUAUUUGAUAGUUCUGUAUGAAGCCUCAUACACAUCUGUCAAUAGUACUGUUCAUAAUGUAAGAUAGAGCAUCACUAUGCUGAAGUACUAACUUAUACUUGCAUGUAUCUGUAAAUGUUACUAUUGUUUUGCACUUCUGGUUAGAUGCUAACUACAUUUCAUUGGUUUUGUACCUGUAUUCUGCACAAUGACAAUAAAGUUCAAUCUAAUAAAA
Messenger RNA from Siniperca chuatsi (mandarin fish), 1904 nucleotides. Its product is annotated as zinc finger protein OZF-like. NCBI's taxonomy places the organism in Eukaryota, Metazoa, Chordata, Actinopteri, Centrarchiformes, Sinipercidae. Gene Ontology annotation, molecular function: RNA polymerase II cis-regulatory region sequence-specific DNA binding; DNA-binding transcription factor activity, RNA polymerase II-specific. The transcript is spliced from 2 exons. Gene Ontology annotation, cellular component: nucleus. The coding region runs from base 141 to 1253 and encodes 370 amino acids. The record is from RefSeq and is a predicted model, not a curated record. Gene Ontology annotation, biological process: regulation of transcription by RNA polymerase II.